Colius striatus (speckled mousebird) is the source of this 849-nucleotide messenger RNA. RefSeq names its product peroxiredoxin 3 (gene PRDX3). Gene Ontology annotation, cellular component: mitochondrion; cytosol. Gene Ontology annotation, biological process: response to oxidative stress; cellular response to stress; cell redox homeostasis. The record is from RefSeq and is a predicted model, not a curated record. Gene Ontology annotation, molecular function: thioredoxin peroxidase activity. Lineage: Eukaryota; Metazoa; Chordata; Aves; Coliiformes; Coliidae. The transcript is spliced from 7 exons. Bases 31 to 741 code for a protein of 236 amino acids.
CCGGCCCCGCCCGCCGCCGCCACGCUCAACAUGGCCGCCGCGCUGGGAAGGCUCCUUCGGGCCGCCGUGCCCGCCGCCGCUGCCGGGAGGAGGCUGACGGCGCAGCCCCUGCCCUGCGCCCGCCGCCAGCUCAGCCUCGGCUCCUCGCGGUUUGCGCCAGCAGUUACACAACACGCCCCCUUUUUUAAGGGAACGGCCGUGGUUAACGGAGAGUUCAAGGAGCUGAGCCUGGAUGACUUCAAGGGGAAAUACCUGGUUCUCUUCUUCUAUCCCCUGGACUUCACCUUUGUCUGCCCCACAGAAAUUGUGGCUUUCAGCAACAAAGCAAAUGAAUUUCGUGACGUGAACUGUGACGUGGUGGCAGUUUCUGUGGAUUCUCAUUUUUGUCAUCUGGCCUGGAUAAACACACCACGAAAGAGCGGCGGUUUGGGCAAGAUGAAUAUUCCAGUUCUGUCAGACCUCACCAAGCAGAUCUCCCGGGACUAUGGGGUGCUGCUUGAAGGACCUGGCAUAGCACUAAGAGGUCUCUUCAUCAUUGAUCCAAACGGCAUCAUCAAGCAUCUGAGUAUCAACGAUCUCCCAGUUGGCCGCAGCGUGGAAGAGACGCUGCGCUUAGUGAAAGCAUUCCAGUAUGUGGAAACCCACGGCGAGGUUUGCCCGGCCAACUGGACUCCAGACUCCCCUACAAUCAAACCAACCCCAGAAGCUUCUAAAGAAUAUUUUGAGAAAGUGCAUAAAUAAAUCAAAUGUGUGGACAAAACUCUUAGGUACCAGAAACUGAAGACAUUAGGAAAGAAGCUGUGAUUGUAUAUUAAAACAAAAAUAAAUAAAAGAAAAUCAAGGUUCUCA